CGGCCCCCCGAGGGAUGUAUAGCCGUGCACGUGCUCUCGGUCUCGAUGGGCCUCCGGUUCCCUCUCCAUCCGUUCCUCCGGGAGUACUUGAGGUACACCGGCCUGGUUCCCUGCCAACUGACCCCCAACAGCCACUCGUACAUAACUGGGUUCGUGAACCUGUGCAAACUCCGGGGGGUUACACCGAGCUUGGAGCUAUUCUUCCAAAGCUUCAACCUAUGCCGGGGGGGCCAUACCAAUGCCGAGGGCUAUGCGAACUUACAGCAGAUAGCCCAGUUCAAAUUGUUCACCGAGGCCCCUUCUUCCAACAAGGGGUGGAGAGAGCGAUGGUGCUACAUCAGACUGGCCGACAGCCCUUUCCCGAGGGAGUUGCGGAAUUGCUUCCGGCGUCAUGUGAAGGUCAAGAGCGCCGCCCUCGAGAAGGAUGGCCUGAAGAUUGCCGAGAUUCCGGAGGGGCGGGAUAAGAACAUAACCAUCAAGGAGUGCACCCUCGAGAAAGACCUGUAUGCCCUCGGAUUCCUGAGGUAUCGGUUCAUUGGGGAGACCGAGGAGAAGUAUCCCCUCUAUGAUAAAGCCUUCGUGGGGGCAGGAGGUAGUGGCCGGGGGCUUUACAUUUUUGUACUUUGAGAUUUUCUGUCAUGUUUGUUGUCGUGUCUCGAACCCCUCGGUGCUAACAUUUUAACUUGUUGUUUCUUUGCAGGUAGCAGGAUGAAUGCCAACGCUCUGUUCGCAAAGAGGAAGGGCAAGACCCAGUCCAAGGAGAAGGGGCCCUCGGGCCAGAAGCCAGUCGACGCGCUUUUCCCGAAGGUCAUAGAACCUUCCGCCGGGGACCCCCAUGCUGCUGUGGGGACCGGGGGGUCGAAGGCCGAGGCGGCCGCCAAGAAGAAGAGGGGCGACAAGGGGGUGGAGCCCCCCACCAAGAAACAGAAAGGCGCCGUGGGUGCUGUCGGGGGGGCGGCCCCCCUCGUAAUUAUUGAUGACAUGCCCGCUGUUGAUGGGCCUCUAGCCUCGGUCUCUCCGAAGGAUCCGGUGAAUCCCCCCCGGGAG
Molecule: messenger RNA, 1047 nt
Organism: Cuscuta europaea
Lineage: Eukaryota; Viridiplantae; Streptophyta; Magnoliopsida; Solanales; Convolvulaceae
Source: the annotation of a GenBank genome assembly